GUCAAUGCUUGAACUUUAACUGUGCCUUCAUCCUGGUGCUGAUGCUCCGACAAAGCAUAACCUUUCUUCGGACCCGCGGCUUUACGGCUUUCCUCCCGCUAGAUCAGCACAUCUAUUUGCACAAACUGACCGGGAUGCUGGUGGCCGGAUACAGUUUGCUCCACACCAUCAUGCAUCUGUUUAAUUUCACCACAAUUGUGGUCAACGAUCCGGUUAUCAACGUCAAGAACUUCACCACGACCGAGUGGCUGUUCACGGCUCGGCCUGGGCACUUCGGACUCAUCGCGGGAUGCGCCAAUCCGACCGGAAUGGCCCUGUUCGUGAUCCUGCUGGUGAUGUUUGUCUGUUCGCAGCCAUUUGUGCGACGAGGAGGCAGCUUUGAAGUUUUCUACUGGACCCACCUGUUAUACAUCCCGUUCUGGAUACUGGUGCUGUUCCAUGGGCCGAAUUUCUGGAAAUGGUUCAUCGUGCCCGGCUUCAUCUAUCUGGUUGAGCGAACCGUUAGAUUAGUUUGGAUGCGAACAGAGCACGGCAAGACGUACAUCUCCUCGGGACUGCUACUUCCGUCGAAGGUCACUCACCUCGUCAUCAAGCGACCGGUUCAUUUCUGCUUUCGGCCAGGGGACUACGUCUUCGUCAACAUUCCGGCCAUUGCCAAGUACGAGUGGCAUCCGUUUACGCUGAGUAGUGCCCCCGAACAGGAAGACUACAUCUGGCUCCACAUAAGAGGGGUAGGCGAAUGGACCAAUCGCCUGCACGGCUUCUUCGAAAAAGAACAGGAGCGUCUACACAAUGGUGAAAUCCCGGCCGUCAUUGCAGGAUGUUCCACGGCACCGUCUUCCUCACACAGCGAAGUUAUCCAGGAAAAACCGAAAGAAAUCCCGAUGAAAUUUUCCGCAGGACACCCCAAAAGCGCCAGCCUCGAAUCACCGCUAGCCAAAACCACAGACAAUUCGUUCGAAAAACCCAUCAUCAACAAGCGACAUCCUCCGGGAACUUCCAAGCUCGCGAUGGAGAGCUACACGGCUCCAUCACCACAAACACCCCCGAAAUUCGACCGACAACUUUCGGAGAACAAAGCGAUCCGAAAAAUUCAAGCCACCCUGCAGCGAACCUUCUCCCGGAAGGAUCAGUUCCGAGGCAAUGGAGUGUCCAACGACGCCUUCACCGGCGAUGACGGUCUCGAUGAACCGAAACGGAAAGUUACACCGGAGCACAACCUGCACAAGCUGCUGUUCCAGCAGAAGGUUCCCCUGGAAAAAUCGCUCUCCAUGCCCGACAUUCAGAACAAAGUGAAAAAACGAGAAAGGAUGAUGGUGUAAGUGUUAUGACCUAGGUUUUAGAAACGGAUUUGCGCCAGG
Messenger RNA from Uranotaenia lowii, 1361 nucleotides. RefSeq names its product NADPH oxidase 5-like. Gene Ontology annotation, cellular component: NADPH oxidase complex; plasma membrane. The record is from RefSeq and is a predicted model, not a curated record. The annotation marks the transcript as partial. Gene Ontology annotation, biological process: superoxide anion generation; defense response. Lineage: Eukaryota; Metazoa; Arthropoda; Insecta; Diptera; Culicidae. Gene Ontology annotation, molecular function: superoxide-generating NAD(P)H oxidase activity. The transcript has 4 exons.